Molecule: messenger RNA, 3458 nt
Organism: Varanus komodoensis (Komodo dragon)
Lineage: Eukaryota; Metazoa; Chordata; Lepidosauria; Squamata; Varanidae
Gene: MMD
Product: monocyte to macrophage differentiation associated
Exons: 7
Coding region: 236-955 (239 amino acids)
Cellular component (GO): membrane
Molecular function (GO): pore-forming activity
Source: RefSeq, a predicted model, not a curated record
CAGAGCGGGAACCUCUCCGCUCAGCCGCCCGCUCGGCGCUCCUGCUGCACGCACCCGAAACGCGGCUCACGACAGCCCGGGCCUGGCUUCCUCUCGCCUCGCCUCCUCCAGCUACCUCCGCCCGGGGCUGGCAAGCCAAUGAGGGCCCGGACUGCGGCCCUCGCCGCUUCAGGAGCCGCCAGGAGCCCCCCGUGCCGACCCCCGGCUCUACAGGAGGCGGGCGGACUGGACCCCCAUGCGGCGGCUCCAGGAGAGAUUCAGGAGAUUCAUGAACCACCCAGCUCCAGCAAACAGCCGUUACAAACCUACUUGCUAUGAGCAUGCCGCGAACUGUUACACUCAUGCGUUUCUCAUUGUUCCAGCCAUUGUGGGUAGUGCCCUGCUCCAUCGACUCUCUGACGAUGGAUGGGAAAAGAUAACAGCAUGGAUGUAUGGAGUCGGCCUGUGCGCACUCUUCAUCGUUUCCACAGUGUUUCACAUAAUUUCAUGGAAGAAGAGUCACCUCAGGACAAUGGAACACUGCUUUCAUAUGUGCGACAGAGUGAUGAUCUACAUCUUCAUUGCAGCAUCAUAUGCACCGUGGUUAAAUCUUCGUGAGCUUGGGCCUCUGGCAUCGCAUAUGCGCUGGUUCAUCUGGCUGAUGGCUGCUGGAGGAGCCACCUAUGUGUUUCUCUACCAUGAAAAGUAUAAAAUUGUGGAGCUCUUCUUCUACCUAGCAAUGGGCUUUUCACCUGCUCUGGUUGUGACCUCCAUGAACAACACCGACGGACUGCAAGAACUCGCCUGGGGAGGCUUGAUCUACUGCACGGGAGUCGUCUUCUUCAAAUGUGACGGAGUCAUUCCAUUUGCACAUGCCAUCUGGCACCUGUUUGUUGCCACGGCCGCUGCAGUUCAUUAUUAUGCUAUCUGGAAGUAUCUUUACAAAAGCCCUGCAGAUAUUAUCCGUCACUUAUGAUAUUAAACAAACAGGCACGCGUACACCUGCAACCUGCACGAAGCCUCUGGCGCAGUAUUACUUGGGUAAAACGAAUUCUGGGGAAGUGGUGAAAUAUAUUGCACAGGGAAAAAUGCACUGACUUUGAUAGUUUUCUGAACACAUUUUACUGUGAACUGGAGUGACAAAAAUGUGUCCUAGAAUUACCGUUUAUAUAUCAAGUGCUGGGCACAUCAUUCUCCAAGCACUUUUUCUGGGGAAGCCACCACCGGAAUAAAUAGGAAUUAUGCAAGAACAGUGAUGCACGGUUCUUGUUAAUUUCAGUGUGGCUUGUACAGAAACGUCCCUUUUGUAUCGCAUCCACUGUCAGCAAGUGGAGGCUGCAAUCCAGCAUAUGAAGUUGGGCGCAUGGAGUGUAAGCACGCCUAGCUUUGGGUUGCGGUUCAGAACAUCACGCUGCAUUAUUAGUGAUCCAUUCCACAUUAACAGGGAAAACAGUGUAAAAAUGACAAGUGGCCUGAUGUUUACAAUUUUUUAAAAUGUAUUAAUGGGUUUCAUUUCUGCAACUUUAAACUACAUAAAACUUUUGAAAUUACAGUUUUGAAUUGUGGAAGUUUAUGCGAUAGCAGAAAUGCUAUUUUUUAAGUUGCUUUCUACUUUUUCCAUGAACUAUUUAAUAAAACACAAAUCAUGGAUAGAUCAAUUUAGCUCCCCCUACCACUUAUACUCAUGUGACUUUUAUAUUAAAGCAAUUUUUAAACAGAAUUUUAAAAGUACACACAAUUGCUGUUCUGCAGUUGUUACUUAAAGUGAAACUUUUCAAGCUACAUUCCACAUUUUGUCCUGACAGAUAUACCUCUUCCAAAGUUUUUUUUAACAAGUAUGUAAUUGAUAAUUAUGAAUUUCAAAAUUGGCUCUGCCAAGCUUUAACCUGAAAACCUGCUACCCUCCACUGUAAACUAAAUUGCCUAAUUUGGGUUUAUUGAAGAAUAAAUGUUAUGCUAGCUAACAUGUGAAAUCCAUCAUGCAGUGCAAUUUCUGGAGGAGAUUGUAUGCAAAAGCAUUCUCGAAAUUUUGGUUCUAGCAAUACCGGUGGCCAUCAACAAACUACUGUAAAAUCUAAAUUAUUUUAAAGAGUCAGUAAUUUUGUAGAUGCAUAAGAUACUUUGGUGCUCAAACUGUGUGUCCAUUGCAAUCUUAUGUAUGUUUACUCAGACGCAAGUCUUAUUUUGUUCAGUGGGGCUUACUCCCUAGUAAAUGCAUUUAGGUUUGCAUCCCUAGAGUGUUCAAGAUUGCUAGUAUAGGAAAAUGGCUCCUCUUGGACAUAGUCUUAUUACUUCUAUCAUUUUUUAAAAGAAAUGAUUGCUAAUAAAACUUUUGAGUACUUAUAGUUACUGGUUAUGAUACACCUAAAUGGCCUUUUCAGGGAGGGAAGCUUGAAGAGCCUGGGACAAAGUAGCAAAACUAGGCUUUAGGUAUGCUGCUCCUAAGCACCUGGGACAAUGAAAUGUAAUAGCAAUUUGAUUGUAGAACACGUGCAUUAAAAAACAAAAGUUAGAAUCCGUAUUGUAACUACUGUUGUCCAGUUACUGUAGCAUGUCCCACUGUACUAUGAAUGUCUUAUAUUAAGAUUGAAUUUAUUCUUUUUCUAUCUUGCUCUUUUUCAUGUCAGUGUUUUAAAAACUAAAACAGAACAUGUUGCCUUUUCAGAUUUUAUUCUGGAUAUUUUGCCUGUCAGAACAGUAGGUCUGUAUUCUAGAGAUUUGGGGAACGGGGUGGGGGGUGGGGUCAAGGUAAUAGGAAUCUUCUAGGCUUGCCAGUGUGUUGUUAUGUAGAUUAGAAUUUGGUGCACUUAUAUACAACUUGCAGGAAGGAUCAUAUGAUCAGAUGAAAGGUAGGGCAUCAAAUGUCUUUUCCACACAGUAUUAUGUCAUAACUAAAGAUUGUCCUACACUAGGGACACUUCCAAAGCUUUUCAGAAUUCCAGGAAACCCACAGAGCUCUGGGAGAGUGAUGGUUGGGCUACUCUUGUCAAUGCAGCAAAUACUCUGUAUGCAGAAUUGCAAAGGAGGAGGCUCACACAAAGUUUCCAUGAGUAUUUGAAUGCCUGUGUUGAGUCAGGACAGGUUUAACCUUUAUGGUCGUAUGCAUACAAAACAGCAGGUUGGAGAACAUUUCUUGUGACAUCUGAAUGCUUGUCAUCUUUGUUGUCUUUUUUUCAGCUUUGAAUAUAUUCACUUUCUCUGAGUUGUUGUGCUCUGUUCAAAUGCAGUACUGUUAAGACCACUAAAGUAUGUGUAAAAUUCUCUGCUUUUAUCAAAACUAUGUAAGUCCAAUUAUUUCUUCUACCAUUAUGGUAAUUCAUGGUCUUUUCAAAUCUUUUUUUUUUUUUUAAGAGUGGAAAGUGAUUUGGUUUGGUUUUUAACAAUUGAACUCGCCAAAGUAUAAGUUUACUUCAGUCUAGUCCCUAAAGUAAUCUAGAUGUACUAGAUUAAUGCAAAUAAAAAUUUUGUGCAAUUUGGAA